AUGGCAGACACAUUCGAGCGUAGACACAGAGCGUUCGGGAACAGGGCUAGAAGUGGGCAUGAAAACGCCCCAGAAGACGGCCCAUGUACACAAUUACACAGUCAGGAAGAGCCGAUCCGAGUGAACACUUCGUCAGGUACCAUCGAUGUAUCAGAAACGGAUGCGGGGAUUUCCGUGAAACAAAGACUUGAGGAUAGCUUCAGGCAGUCGAAGGCCCGCAAUGAGGAGGCUAGAAAUGGCUCCAAUUCUUUUCUUCCACGGAAGGCUCUCACAGCGAUCUUGACAGAUCAGACCAUACAAACGCUCCUGACUGAUCAGGUCUGUUUGGAUGAUAUCACUGGCGAUAAAGGACGCAUCAAGAUAUUUGCUAUCCUGCUCCUGAUGGGGAAAACUAAACACAUUCGGCGUAUCAUCCAGCAUGGCAUCACAGAUGAUGACUUGCCCUUGGAAUGGGACCGCAUACAUGCUUGCUUCAGUAAGGACGCUGCGCUUGCCAAAGCCUUUCUAUUUUCUCAGUAUGAUGUUCACGUCCCUGUUUGGGACUUUUCUUCGCACGAAAUUCGCGAAAAGACAUACGACUGGAAUCAGAAGCUCCCAUUUCUGAGGAAGGAGUCACUUUCCAGAGGUGGACAAGGUGUAGUCUGGAAGAUCGAAAUCCAUCGCGACCACUAUCAAACGAAGACUCAAUCGAAUCGAUGGGAAUGUCUGCACAAAGGCCCCGAGUUUGCUCUGAAGGAGUUCAUAAAUAAGGCCGACUUCAAAGACGAGUUGGAGGCAUUGAAGCUCUUCAGCCGAGACGAUUCCAAGCAUGCGAAUUUGAUAAAGGCGCUCGCAGCGUACACACACUGCGGAAAGCACUUCCUGAUUUUCCCCUUAGCCGAAGGCAACCUCGAAAAGUUCUGGCAGGACGCCGGCCCGUUGUUGCGGGAUCCCCUAUGGCUGAUUUCACAAUGCCACGGACUCACGGACGGCCUGGAAAAGGUUCACCGGUACAGAUUCAAAGAUUCAUCACGAAAGCACAAAAGGCUCCUGGGCCGGCACGGAGAUAUCAAGCCCGAAAACGUCCUUUGGUUCAAAAAUCAUUCCACAGGCAAGGACCGCCUCGUCCUAUCAGACUUCACACUAAUGCGUUUCCACGCUGAAGGAAGCAACGAAGCCACCACCAUUGGUCGAAUUGGUGGCACUCGGACGUAUCGUGCACCAGAGGUGACCUUCAUGUCCGGCAAACGUGUAAGCCAGAAAUACGAUGUUUGGAGUCUGGGCUGCGUAUUUCUGGUAUUUAUCAGCUGUCAUCUUGUUGGAUACGACGCCACGCGCAAGGAAUAUUUCAGAGGGGAUGAUGGCAGGGAUUACCAAAGUUUUGACACAGUCCGUUUUAUGGAGGAUUUCAUCGAGCUGGGUGCCCGUGAAGACAAAUACUUCCUUUACAAGCCAGGAUUACAAGAGGCAGAAGUCAAGUCAUCUGUAAGACAGUGGUUUGCAUAUCUCCAUGGGCAGCGACAUUGCUCUGAUGCUCUGCACGAGUUCUUGGACAUCAUACAAGAACGCAUGCUCUUGCCGAGACCAGAAACGCGGUCCUCUAUUCAAAGCGUCCGCAAGAGGUUGGCCGGAAUUCUCGACAAAAGCCGGUAUCAGGGCCGUGCCACUGAUUUUUGCCGAGCGGGACGACCGCGGGCUGUCACUCGUUCAAACUCGUUUCCUCCCUUAUGGGAUCAUGACGAGUAUGAGAAACGGCGUUGUUACAAAGACAACGACACGCAGCUUUCAACACGAUCUGAUAUGACUUCAAGCGAGCUUUCUGGUGGAUCUACCGAUUGUUUGGACACAGGACGUCUAGAAGAUGCCGUUGGAUCACGACAUGACUUUGAACAGAUCAAGAAUCUCUUUAAAGACAUAGCAUCUUCUCAAAGUUCAAAUUCAGAACACACUCCUCCCCUGGUGGUUACAACUAGUUCAAUACUACCAAGAGAUGGCGACGUGCUACGGAAUAGUCCAGGACCCCGCAGCGACCAUCACGAGAGCCCUUCAAAAGCAGGCGUGGACGACUUCCGUCAGCAUAUUUCUCUAUCACGCGGUUUUUCACGUGUAGCCGAUCAUUCGGGACAUCUCUCUCCUCCCACCAUCAAUAAGGGUGCUUCUUAUACGGCCCUGAUAAGCAUCAAUGGGGAUCUCAAGUUCCCUCAUCAUUCUGCAGGGAUGGGCCUUGUUGCAACUCCAGAGACCUCCCAAUAUCCCGCUUCAUCGGAUGCGCACAGUCUUUGCACAGCCACAGAGGACCCACGGCCGUCCAUGUCGAGCCGUACCGAUGAAUCGAUAUUGAGGAUGGAGGAAUAUUAUGAGCAAGCACAUCAGUCAGAAGAUCUCCAUUCGGCCGCUAUGAAACGCAUGCCGGACUUGAAUCCAAAGUCACCAGCCACUCUAUCGCUUGGAGACGGCACCCAAGAGCUCGUGGACGGCGCGGAAGGGGCGGAUAGCAGACCUGGUGCGGAACCUACUGAGAAACGCUCCUGGUCGAGAGAUGGAUUAUCGUCGUUGCGGAAGAAUUUGAGGUCAUUGCCGCGAAGAGCAUUAGAACACAUUCGGAGAGGAGGCCGACGGCGCGUAGAGCGCGAAGGGUCGUAG
This is a messenger RNA of Diaporthe batatas, 2622 nucleotides long. RefSeq lists its product as uncharacterized. Gene Ontology annotation, molecular function: protein serine/threonine kinase activity; ATP binding. The record is from RefSeq and is a predicted model, not a curated record. NCBI's taxonomy places the organism in Eukaryota, Fungi, Ascomycota, Sordariomycetes, Diaporthales, Diaporthaceae. The coding region runs from base 1 to 2622 and encodes 873 amino acids. The transcript has 4 exons. Gene Ontology annotation, biological process: peptidyl-serine phosphorylation; peptidyl-threonine phosphorylation.